Eubalaena glacialis (North Atlantic right whale) is the source of this 716-nucleotide messenger RNA. RefSeq names its product monocyte to macrophage differentiation associated 2 (gene MMD2). The transcript is spliced from 7 exons. The coding region runs from base 27 to 716 and encodes 229 amino acids. Lineage: Eukaryota; Metazoa; Chordata; Mammalia; Artiodactyla; Balaenidae. The record is from RefSeq and is a predicted model, not a curated record. Gene Ontology annotation, molecular function: pore-forming activity. Gene Ontology annotation, cellular component: membrane.
AGCAAAUCAAGAACACGGCCAGGUUCAUGAACCACCGAGUCCCUGCCCACCGGAGGUACCAGCCCACGGAGUACGAGCAUGCCGCCAACUGCGCCACCCAUGCUCUCUGGAUCAUUCCCAGCAUCCUCGGCAGCUCCAACCUCUACUUCCUGUCGGACGAUGACUGGGAGACCAUCUCUGCCUGGAUCUACGGCCUCGGCCUCUGUGGGCUCUUUGUGGUGUCCACCGUGUUCCACACGAUCUCCUGGAAGAAGAGCCACCUCAGGACGGUGGAGCAUUGUCUGCACAUGUCCGACCGCAUGGUCAUCUAUUUCUUCAUUGCGGCCUCCUACGCGCCCUGGCUGAACCUUCGCGAGCUGGGCCCCUGGGCCUCCCACAUGCGAUGGCUGGUCUGGAUCAUGGCCUCUGUUGGCACCAUCUAUGUCUUCUUCUUCCAUGAGCGGUACAAGCUCGUGGAGCUGCUCUGCUACGUCAUCAUGGGCUUCUUCCCCGCCCUGGUCAUUCUUUCCAUGCCCAACACCGAGGGCAUCUGGGAGCUGGUGACCGGAGGGGUCUUCUACUGCUUGGGCAUGGUGUUCUUCAAGAGUGACGGGAGGAUCCCCUUUGCCCACGCCAUCUGGCAUCUCUUUGUGGCAUUUGGUGCUGGUACCCACUACUAUGCCAUCUGGAGGUACCUGUAUCUGCCCAGCACCCUGCAGGCCAAGGUGUCCAAAUGA